Molecule: messenger RNA, 786 nt
Organism: Cuscuta campestris
Lineage: Eukaryota; Viridiplantae; Streptophyta; Magnoliopsida; Solanales; Convolvulaceae
Source: the annotation of a GenBank genome assembly
AUGUAGGAUGAGAUCUCUAGGGCCAAUUCUAAUGUGAACCUAUGGAGGAAGAGGCCUAGAAAUGUCCCUCUCAAUGCAGCACCUAGCUUCUUUAGUGAAAAUCAUAUGGGCUGUUCUAGAGUCCAUGAUACAUGGUUUCCCCAAGGUGCUAGCUACGGUAAAUAGUGCCUUGGAAUUAAUAAGAUGGGUAGGCAUGGUUGAGACUCCUAAGCACACUCUAACAAGAGAAGGUGUUAUAGUACUCUAUCAGUCAUCUGUUACUGUGACAGUGCUGCAGCAUCUUCUCUACAACAUAGUUAGAUUGUUUUGUUUGCACAGCUUGUGUUUGGUGUUAUCCGUUGCGCCCCUACGACGUAAAAAACAGCAUGUCAUCCUCGUUGAAAAAAAGAAGCAGUGUGUUAAAGACAGUGCUGGAACAUGUUGUGCUUUUCCAACUUUCCAUAGUGUUGACGGUGACUCUGAUAGUGACGUAGAUCCAAGGGAGAUGCUUAUAAUUGUUGAAGAAACAUUUCAAGAGUCUCUACGUGUCAACAAGAAAAAAUGUUUGGAAAAUGAUAGCCUCAAACGUGAACUUGCUGAAUCAAAACGCGAUGUGGAACAACUCAUCAAAGAGUUACAGAGAUACAAAGGUAAAGUUACAACAGAGGAUGACACAGAGGAUGAUACAUAAGAUGACAUAGAGUUUGACAUAGCAGAAGAGCUAGCUAUUCUCCAAAGGAAAUGGGUUGCUAUUUCAAUGGAUACUCAAUUACUGGGUGUUUUGCAUCACUAGGCUCUCUGAUUCCC